Messenger RNA from Trichobilharzia regenti, 447 nucleotides. The record is from the annotation of a GenBank genome assembly. Lineage: Eukaryota; Metazoa; Platyhelminthes; Trematoda; Strigeidida; Schistosomatidae.
AUGCAGCUACUUCAAAUCGAUGGUUAUCAAACACUUUGGCUACCUGAACACGAGGCGGAAUUUCAAAAAGCGAGUAUAAAAUUCAUGAGUUCAAAAGUAGAAAAACCUGAUGUCUCAUCUUGGAUUCAAGAUAUUGCAAAGAAACGCUUGAAUAUCGCAACAAGUGUAGCAGAAUUUAAAUAUGCUAAAUGUCGCGUUCGUCAAUUAAAAGGACCAAAUCAUUUUCCUUCAAUAGAAGACGAUUUUGAAAAGCAAACUCAUGAAACCUUAUCAAAGUCAGAUCAUAAACUGGGAGUUCUUUAUUGGAUGAUACGUGAACAAAGAGUACAAGGUAAAGAAAAUUUUAGUCUUCAAGUGAAAUUCAUAUCAGUAAUACGUUCAAGUUUCAACGUACUUUUUCAUUUAUUCGUUGAAAUUUUAUUUUAUGACUGUCGUUUGUGUGACUAA